AUGGAUGACUACUCUAGAUACGGUUACCUAUAUUUGAUACAUGAGAAAUCCCAAACCCUAGACGUUUUUAAGACUUUCAAGGCUAAGGUUGAACUUCAACUUGGAAAGAAAAUUUUGGUUGUCAAAUAUGACCGUGGUGGUGAGUACUAUGGCAGAUAUGAUGGAUCAGGAGAACAACGUCCAGGACCUUUUGCGCUUUUCCUCAAAGAGUGUGGAAUUGUUCCGCAAUACACUAUGUCGGGCAAACCCAGCAUGAAUGGUGUAGCAAAACGAAGAAACCGAACUAUUAAGGAUAUGGAAGUUGAGUUUGGGAAGGAAGAGAACAUAAGGAAUGUUGUCUUUGAGGAAGAACCUGUUAUUUACAGUGAUCAAGUCCUCGUAUCCAUUACUAUUCAAGAUAUAACUCCAGUAAUAGAAGACAAUGUUCAAAUUAUUGACAUUGUUCCAGAACAAGACAACAAUGAGGAUGGUGUUGGUUUAACAGAGGAUGAUCCAAUCAACUUCUGUCAAGCUAUGCACAGUUCUAACUCUCAAAAUUGGACUGACGCCAUGAAGGAUGAGAUGAAGCCUAUGAAUGACAAUGAAUUUUGGAAUCUAGUCGAAUUGCAUGAAGGUGUGAAACCUAUUGGUUGUAAAUGGAUAUUUAAAACCAAGAAAGAUUCAAAGGGUAAUAUCGAGAGAUAUAAGGCUCGUCUAAUUGCUAAAGGCUUUACUCAGAAGGAAGGCAUUGACUAUAAAGAAACCUUUUCUCUGGUAUCUUUAAAGGAUUCUUUUGGUUAA
Molecule: messenger RNA, 780 nt
Organism: Glycine soja
Lineage: Eukaryota; Viridiplantae; Streptophyta; Magnoliopsida; Fabales; Fabaceae
Exons: 3
Coding region: 1-780 (259 amino acids)
Biological process (GO): DNA integration
Molecular function (GO): nucleic acid binding
Source: RefSeq, a predicted model, not a curated record